AUGUCAGGACCUUGCGCAGAUUGUACAUGCGGACGUGCAGAGCGCCUGGAUGCUGAUCCCGUUCGACUCGGUCAGGCUCGGUCCUUUACUGCACCUGCGGAAGGUCCCUCAGCUGCAGAAGGCAUUGAACCUGCAGUUCCCCUUCGCUCCAAAGCAUGGUGGAAUGACCCUGAAGAUGACAUGUGUGGCGCUUAUGUUGAGAGGUACCUCAACGGUGGACUCACCAUGGGAGAAAUCACUUCCCGCAAAAAGCCCAUCAUUGGUAUCGCUCAGACCGGCUCUGAUCUGGCACCCUGCAACUCGCAUCACGUCCAGCUUGCCAAGCGUGUGCGUGACGGGAUCAUUGCUGCAGGAGGCACCCCAAUAGAAUUUCCCUGUCAUCCUAUUCAAGAGACCAGCAAACGACCAACUGCCAGCUUGGAUCGAAAUUUGGCAUACUUGUCUUUGGUAGAAGUGCUCUAUGGCUACCCUCUGGACGGCGUGGUCCUUUUGACGGGAUGCGACAAAACAACCCCAGCUCUGCUCAUGGCGGCCGCUACAGUCAAUAUCCCGGCCAUAGCGAUGAACGUUGGCCCCAUGUUGAAUGGUUAUCUAGGCCAGCGACUGGUAGGCUCCGGUACGGUGCUUUGGGAUGCCAGAGCUGCCAUGGCCGCGGGCAAGAUCGAUCAAGCGCAGAUGAUAAGGGAGGUUGCAACAUCGGCUCCAAGUCUUGGCCACUGCAAUACCAUGGGAACGGCGAGCACAAUGAAUGCCCUGGCAGAGGCAUUGGGCAUGGCACUGCCCGGUAGCGCAUCUAUCCCAGCUGUCUAUCGUGAACGAGGGGCUUGUGCAUACGAGACCGGCCGUCGUAUCGUGGACUUAGUGUUGCACGACGUGAAGCCUUCUGAUAUCAUGACACGGGAGGCUUUCGAGAAUGCCAUUGCGUGCUGUACCGCUAUAGGAGGCUCGACAAAUGCUCCUAUCCAUCUAAAUGCCAUUGCAAAGCAUAUUGGCGUGGAACUCACCUGUGCCGACUGGGAGAGAGUGGGGUAUUCCCUGCCGCUCCUGGUGAACGUCCAACCUGCUGGAAUAUACCUGUGUGAAGAAUACCACCGAGCUGGAGGUCUCCCAGCCGUCAUUGCAGAGCUGCUCGAGGCGGAGCUGUUGCCUCAUCCAUCCGCAUUGACGGUCUCUGGCAAAUCUAUCGGCGACAACUGUCGUGGCGACUUCCCGAAUGAUCCGCGCGUGAUACGACCCGUCUCGCGGCCAGUCGUGACUCAAGCUGGCUUCCUGAAUCUGACAGGGAAUCUAUUCGACAGCGCCAUAAUGAAGACGUCAGUCAUCAGUCCGGCCUUUCACGAGCAGUACCUUUCCAAUCCGGACGAUCCGAUGGCUUUCGAAGGUCCGAUUGCCGUAUUCGAUGGGCCCGAGGACUACCAUCAUCGCAUAGAGACCGACAAAAACAUCGCAGCUGGCACCAUUCUCAUCAUGCGGGGUGCGGGUCCAUUGGGAUACCCAGGAGCCGCCGAAGUGGUCAAUAUGAUCCCGCCAGGUCGACUCAUCAAGCAGGGCAUAGAGCUCCCCUGCAUUGGAGAUGGGCGACAGUCUGGGACGUCAGGCAGUCCGUCCAUCCUAAAUGCCUCGCCUGAAGCAGCAGUUGGAGGAAAUCUCGCAUAUCUCAAAGAUGGGGACGUUGUUCGGAUCGACUUGAAUCUCCGCCGGGCAGAAGUCAGGCUCACUGCGGAUGAGCUGCUUAAACGGCGAGAUGAGAUGGGCGCUUACAAGAUGCCGGUCAAUCAGACGCCAUGGCAAGAGUUGUUCAGAAAGGACGUUGGGCAACUCUCCGAGGGCAUGGUUUUGCAAAGCGCUGUCAAGUACCAAAAGCUCGCACAGACCCAGGGCAUACCUCGUCGAAAUCAUUGA
This is a messenger RNA of Kockovaella imperatae, 1902 nucleotides long. Its product is annotated as dihydroxy-acid/6-phosphogluconate dehydratase. Gene Ontology annotation, molecular function: hydro-lyase activity. NCBI's taxonomy places the organism in Eukaryota, Fungi, Basidiomycota, Tremellomycetes, Tremellales, Cuniculitremaceae. The record is from RefSeq and is a predicted model, not a curated record. The transcript has 7 exons. Bases 1 to 1902 code for a protein of 633 amino acids.